UUCUCUUUUGGAAGACUCCCUUGUUUCUUUCUUCCUUCCUCGCUCCCUUCUCUCCUUUCCCAUUUUUCUUUUCCUCUUUUCACUCUGCACUUUCUCUGCACCCAUAAAUUGAUAAAUAUCACACUCUUACUUCAUGGUUAAGAAGAAGGAAUAACAAACUCAUUACUUCAGGGUUGCUUUCCUUUUUAUUGAGUGAAGAUGUUUUAAUGGAUAAUCAAUGCAUCUAGAUCUCUUCAUCUCUCUCUCUUUACCCACUUUCCCUUUUCAUUAUUGCUACACAUUUUCCCAAUGCUUAGUGGUUCCAAUCAUCAUAUUGUCACAUUGAAGUCUUUGCAUUGAAUAAUGCCAUCUCUGCAUUCCCAAGAUAUCUCCCCAUCCACAGUUUCAGAUUCUCAGUACAAGUUUUCGCCAUGAAAUUUGGUUCUCAUCAAAAUGAUUUGGACUCACCCUCCAGGCAAAGUUCAAAGGGAAGUUUCAGGAAGUUUACUUCUGGUUUCCAGCAAAAUGAUUUGGACUCUUUUCCAGGGCAAAGCUUGGAUGGAAGUUUUAGGAAGUCCAACUCUGUUAUCUCUGCUCACAGUGUGUCUGGAAUUUCAGUUUCAAGCAAGUACUUUCCUACUUCAAGAAGGGUCUACAAGGGGUUGAAGGACUUUGGAAAGAGAUUUCUUGACCAAGAAUUAUUUACACAGGGUCUUAAAGAUUGGGUUUUGGAAAAUUAUUGUGCUGAUCCUACUACAGGGGAGGAGUCUUUCAUGUCACCGUUUCAGAUUGAUGAACUGCGAAAACUUGAUUUAGCAUUGGAAGGAGUUUCAUUCCAGCAGCUGUGUCGUAUGCCAUGUUCAUCUUAUGUUUGUCAAGGUUUGGAAGAAGAUGAGUAUUUUGCUUUUGAAGAUUUUCUCCAUGCUGUUGUAAGUGGCCUGUGGCGUACCUUUUGGCGUAAAAGUGGACCAUUACCAUUCUUUUUGUCUUGUUCCCGUCAUCCUGGAUCCAAGUUUUAUUCUUUAGAGAAGGUAAUAUCAAGGGGAAGGCUAAAUGAGAUCCAUGGUUUAGCUUUAAUGUCCAAAACUGAGAAUGAUUUAAAAGUUCAUUGGGGUCAAGUGUUGGAGUUAGCUUUAUUUAAAUCUGAUAUGCUGUCAGGAAAUGAGAUGAUUCUGUCUCCUAGCAGUAUCUGUGAAGCCUUAUUUUAUGGUGUUCAUAUACUUAUUUCACGGAGUCUGGGAAAGUCCAGUUCCAUUGUGAGUGAUUCCGUUUUUCUCUUGGUUUUUGAUUCCAAAUUUGGUGCUGUGGUGAAAGUUGGAGGUGAUCUUAGCAGACUUAAAUUCAACUCAACUAAUCCUUACCAGUCUGUUGCUGAAUGGAUAAAAUGUCAUGCAGAAGUCAGCAUUUCUUCAGUAGACCGAAUAUGGAAUAAGCUUGGAAAUGCAAGUUGGGGGGACCUGGGAACUUUGCAAGUAAUCUUGGCUACUUUCUAUUCCAUUGUCCAGUACUGUGGACCUCCAAGAAAGUCAAUAGCCUCAUUGGCCUCAGAACACAGUCUUCGUCUUCAAAAGCGUAGGAUAGAAUGGAACUUAGCUGACAAUGAAAAUGCUCUAGUCCCCUCCGAACAUGUUAGCCAUCAGAAUGGAGAAAUUGUUGAACUCGAUAAGAGUGAUAAUCCAUAUUUUCGGAAGAAUGCAUCACGCUUGAAACUUAAGCAGGGUGAGGUUCUUCUGUUAGAGGAUCAAAGGGAGGGUCUUAAACGUUUCCAAAUACAGGAGUCCUUGAUUGGAGGGAACUGCCUUCUCUAUGCUGCUAUUUGUUUAGAACAUCCCAUAGGGGUUUUGACUUUGUAUGUUGGUGCUCAUCCUUCUAGACUUGAACCAUCUUGGGAGGACAUGAGUUUGUGGUAUCAAGUGCAGAGGCAAACAAAAGUGUUAAACACAUUGAAGCAGCAGGGAAUUUUGAGCAAAUAUUUGCCUGAAAUAAUUGCCUCAGGCCGAAUUUUGCAUUCUGGUCCUUGUAAAAGGCAGAUUCCAAGUGGACGAUGUGAUCACCCCUGGUGCGGAACACCAAUACUCGUGACAUCUCCAGUUGGGGAACCACUUUCAUACAUAAUUUCCAGAGAUGGCCCGUUUUCCCCUGUGGAGGCACUGCACUGCUGCAGAAACUGCCUUACUGCUCUAAGCAGUGCAGCAACAGCCAAUGUCCAGCAUGGAGAUAUUUGUCCCGAAAACAUAACACGUGUUGUUGAAUCACAAGGAACAAGAAACAAAUUUCAUUACAUUCUGACUUCAUGGGGACGUGCUGUCUUGGAAGAUAGGGACAGCCCUGCCAUAAAUUUGCAAUUCUCAUCAUCUCAUGCACUACAGCAUGGGAAACUAUGUCCCUCCUCUGAUGCUGAGAGUCUUGUUUACCUCCUCUAUUUCAUUUCUGGAGGAGCAAUGCAGGAACAGGAUUCUAUUGAAUCUGCUUUGCUGUGGAGGGAGAGAAGUUGGGCAAACCGUUCCAUUCAGCAGCAUCUAGGUGAAGUUUCUCCUCUACUGAAGGCAUUUGCUGAUUAUGUGGAUAGCCUUUGCGGAACCCCAUACCCAGUUGACUAUGAUAUCUGGUUGAAAAGGCUGAACAGUGCUGUGGAUGGAGAUGCAGAUAGAGGUAAGAUGAUUGAAGAAAUGGCCAUAACAUGGAGACCAGAAGAUGUUGCUGAAUCUUCAGGAACAUCUGUCGGUGGUACUUAAUUUUCAAGGGGAAGAAAAGUUGAGAUUUGCCAUGGGAUUUAUUUAUUUUUGUAACGAUCUUUGGUGAGAAUUCUCGUGUUCUCUUCAAAUGUGUAGUUUCAACAGGCAGGCUUUUCGGCUAUGGUCUUCACGAAUACUAUGAUGCUCGCUCGGCAGAGUUGUAAUGGCAAUUCGCUGAAAUAUAGCCAUUUUUUUAAGAAAAAUAGAUUCCAUUGCAUGUAAAUGUGUUUUACAGUUUUAAAAGUAUUCUAAUUCAAUCCAGAUUUUAUUUAUUAAGUAUUCAGCCUGGGUAUCUUAUAAACUGGUUCUUAAUAGAUUCAUGUAAUAGUC
This is a messenger RNA of Rubroshorea leprosula, 3044 nucleotides long. Lineage: Eukaryota; Viridiplantae; Streptophyta; Magnoliopsida; Malvales; Dipterocarpaceae. The record is from the annotation of a GenBank genome assembly.